Symbiodinium necroappetens is the source of this 2444-nucleotide messenger RNA. Lineage: Eukaryota; Dinophyceae; Suessiales; Symbiodiniaceae. The record is from the annotation of a GenBank genome assembly.
AUGGAGGCAGACGCACUCCAGAAAGAGAGGAAAAUGGUGACCUUUGAGAAGAUUCCGAAGAGCAAAUUUGGGCUCCUCAAAACGGAUCGGAUGUCCGGAGCGGCGCAGCAGGGCGAUGAUCCCUUAGAGGAUAUCAGCCCAAAGAGCAGUCAGAGCAGCGAUAGCGAGCUGGCUGCUCCCUUGGAGGAGGAGAUCGCGGAACCGCGGCUCCCACUUGUGGACCCCUUAGAGGACCACGAGAACGUCUGGAGGAUGCUGGACACGAUACAGCGAAGGACCAGGUCCAUUGGACUGGUCAAGGAUUUGAGGCACUCGAAGACCGGACUGCUCCUCCUGUACAGGAGCCAGUUUGGGGCGAGUGUCACAGAGAGGGACGAGAAAGCCUCGAUCCCUUUGAGGGACGAGAGCAUAUCAGCAUACAUGCUGUCGGAGUUGGUUCGCGAGCAGGAUAUUUUGCUGGAAUCUCUUCGGACAAACUUCAAUCAGCUGAAGGACUACACGGACGAUCAAGUGGCAUUCUUGGAUUGCCGCGAUAUGCACGAUCCUGGAAAGGAUAAGUCCACCAGAGACCACUUGGGGACCUACCCGCCGAACAUCCAUGACAUGAUCUUGAAUCCUCGCAAGAGUCAUAAAUCGAUGAAGUUCGCGAGGCAGACACACGUCUGUCGUCAACACAAGGCUUUCUCAGGAGGUCAUCAAUACAAUGUGGAGGUCUGGGUCAGAAAAGACCGGCAGCGCCGCUUGGGUGACGACGGCGUUGUGGUCGAGGACCCGAAGCCGAAGAUUCCCUCGAAGGAGAUUCUGCCGAUCCAGCUGGGACGGCAGGGGGACGACAAGGACCUGGAGAAGGCCUGCUUCCUGUUUUUCUCCAGGGUUUACAGCGUCUUCAACCCGGCAAAGGUCGUCGAGGUCACGCAGCCCAAGCAUUGGUGCUUAUGCUGGUUGAAGACCUCUGAUCCGGGAAACGGACGGAGAAGGCGAUCCUCCAGCUGGAUGAAGAAGAAGUGUGAUCCAGCUGGGUCCGACUGCAAAGUCAGCGGAUCAGACUACGCCAGCCAUCGACGUGGACCUGACUACGGGUGGCAGCAGCGACAGGCCGUGACAGGCACGGCGAUGCGGCCUUUGAGCAGUGGUUGCACCCUGGCGGCAGACACGCUGGCGGACCUCCAGUCCAAGUUUCGUUCCGCGUACAGGAAGUUUACAGCCGUGCAGUGGGCCACCACCUCGACGUGGGACUGGCGUGAGGGAGACGAAGAAUCCACUAAGUGGAUCUUCUUCGGUGAGCGGGAGAGCCAGCAUCCGCGCUACAUGCUGAUUUUCCUCGUCGCGCCAAGCUGCGGAUCCGCCUACUACGUGGGCGGUGAGCUCCCCGAGCGACCUCAAGGCGCCCACGGUGUUCGUCCUGGCGAACGCGGGGUUCCAGCCCGGAUCCUUGGAAAGGACCGGAGCCUGGGUGAUCGUGCGACACAGGAUGAUCCUCUUGGAGGACAUCGAUGGCACAAGCAAAUCUCUACGGAGAUUGCGAAGAUCCGUCCGGACCUCCUCCUGCUAGUGUACAGCUUAGAAGACCAAGAGGGUCUUAGCGGACAGGCACAGACCUGGCUCAAGUCCCUCUCCACGUACACAAAAGAAAGUCUCGUGCUUGACAGCUUAGGCAGUUUGCGCUGGAAAUUUUGGUUUGAGAACAGUGUUGAGGGCUCUGAGAGAGAGUUUUUGCUCUUCCAGUGUAGAGGUGACCUAGGCUGUGUUGAGGACCAUGUUGCUGAAGCGUUUCUUGUUGAGGCAAGGACCACAUUCAUGGAUGAACAAGAACUCGCGGAGGAGGCAGACUUCUUAGACACGAUGAGUGAUGAGAAGCCUCGCACGCACCCAGUCUCAGCGCCACCACCUUACGAGUUCAACCACCCAGUUCCGGUGGAUGUGCCUGAGACGGCAGACUACGUAGGACACAAGUAUAGCUGGCUGAACAUUGUAGAUGUCGGCACCAGCUACCAAGUUGUGACCUUGGUCCGCGUGGGAGGCGGACAGCCGAGUUCGUCUAAGUGCUUGCAGAAAUUUAUGCAGCACUGGGUUUCACCUUUCGGGUGGCCCAAGGUAGUCUCUCACGACAGAGGGCUACACAACCGCGGGGCGUUCGCGCACGGGUUGUCUAGCCACGGAGUCCAGAUUCGCCAAGCCGGACUGGAGUCGCCGGAGCACAUUGGCAAGUGCGAAAGGCACGGAGGCAUCAUAAAGCGAGCCUUCAAGCGUUUGGUCAAGGACCAUAACGUGGUAGGCAAAGAUGAUGUCAAGAAGGCCAUGCUCGCGGCGCAAGUGGUAAAGAACGAGUUCAUACGUGUCGGAGGCUUCAGCCCCACGCAGUGGGCGCUUGGACGAUUACCUCGCAGAGUUGGACACGUUUUGGACGAAGAGGAGCUCGGUCAGCUCGGAGUUCUUUCUGGCAG